Messenger RNA from Lodderomyces elongisporus, 1194 nucleotides. RefSeq names its product isocitrate dehydrogenase (NADP(+)) (gene IDP2). Gene Ontology annotation, molecular function: isocitrate dehydrogenase (NADP+) activity; magnesium ion binding; NAD binding. Gene Ontology annotation, cellular component: mitochondrion. The transcript has a single exon. The coding region runs from base 1 to 1194 and encodes 397 amino acids. Gene Ontology annotation, biological process: NADP+ metabolic process; isocitrate metabolic process. The record is from RefSeq and is a predicted model, not a curated record. NCBI's taxonomy places the organism in Eukaryota, Fungi, Ascomycota, Pichiomycetes, Serinales, Debaryomycetaceae.
AUGGACGGUGACGAAAUGACCCGCAUCAUUUGGCAAUUCAUCAAAGACAAGUUGAUCUUGCCCUACUUGGACAUUGACUUGAAAUACUACGAUUUGGGUAUUGAGUAUAGAGACCAAACAGACGACAAGGUCACCACAGACGCCGCAGAAGCCAUCUUGAAAUACGGUGUUGGUGUCAAGUGCGCCACAAUUACCCCCGAUGAGCAAAGAGUUGAAGAAUUCAAGUUGAAAAAAAUGUGGCUCUCGCCAAAUGGUACCUUGAGAAACAUCCUUGGUGGUACCGUAUUUAGAGAACCAAUUGUUAUUGAAAACAUUCCAAGGAUCGUGCCAGCUUGGGAAAAACCAAUCAUUAUCGGAAGACACGCCUUUGGCGACCAAUACAAGGCCACCGACAUUAUUGUGCCCAAAGCAGGGGAGUUGAAGUUGGUGUUUAAACCAAAGGAUGGCAGCGAAAUUGUCGAAUAUCCAGUUUACAACUUUGAAGGUCCAGGUGUCGGAUUGUCAAUGUACAAUACAGAUGCAUCUAUUACCGACUUUGCCGAGAGUUCAUUUCAAUUGGCCCUUGAGCGUAAGUUGAACUUGUUCUCAUCAACUAAAAACACUAUAUUGAAAAAAUACGAUGGCAGAUUUAAAGAUAUCUUUGAAAACUUGUAUGCCACAAAGUACAAGAAACAAAUGGAUGAAGCAGGAAUCUGGUACGAACACAGAUUGAUUGACGAUAUGGUUGCACAAAUGUUGAAAUCUAAAGGUGGUUACAUCAUUGCCAUGAAAAAUUAUGAUGGUGACGUGCAAUCCGAUAUCGUGGCCCAAGGUUUUGGUUCAUUGGGUCUCAUGACCUCUGUCUUGGUCACCCCAGAUGGUAAGGCAUUUGAAUCUGAAGCAGCACACGGUACUGUUACAAGACACUAUAGACAACACCAGCAGGGCAAGGAAACAUCCACCAACUCGAUUGCAUCAAUCUUUGCAUGGACAAGAGGCUUGAUUCAAAGAGGUAAGUUGGACAAAACUCCAGAAGUUGUAAAGUUUGCCGAAGAUUUGGAAAAGGCGGUCAUUGACACUGUUGCCAUUGAUGGAAAGAUGACUAAAGAUUUGGCUUUGGCACAGGGCAAAACUGCAAGAGAAAGCUAUGUCACUACUGAAGAAUUUAUUGACAAUGUCGCUUCUCGCUUGAACAAAAAUUUGGGUCGUAGUUAG